Messenger RNA from Dendronephthya gigantea, 1496 nucleotides. RefSeq lists its product as uncharacterized. Gene Ontology annotation, molecular function: wide pore channel activity. Bases 613 to 1341 code for a protein of 242 amino acids. Gene Ontology annotation, cellular component: membrane. Lineage: Eukaryota; Metazoa; Cnidaria; Anthozoa; Malacalcyonacea; Nephtheidae. The record is from RefSeq and is a predicted model, not a curated record. The transcript has 3 exons.
CCAAUUCACCUACCCGGUCCCUAUGGCCCCCCUUCUAUUCCCGCAGUUCCUCAAAAUGUUGCUCACUGUCUUCUCAACCACCACACUUCCCGCGACCUGUUUAUCACUCCAAUCCAGAUAUCGAUCGAAGAUCAGGUAUGGCUGUCAGCCGCUGUCAUUGCUGCCUUUUCUCAAUGUAUCUAGGAGUGGACCGAGUGGUAAUAGUACACGAUGCAAAUGACUAUAGCUCAUCAGUAGCUCAAAAUUGUGAGCCCACGCAGGCUUGGUCCGGUAUCCAAUUUAAAAACUUUUACGUGGCCUUAUACAAAAACUACAUAUUUGACUGGUUUUCAAACAGCCAGGUUUUACAAAAAUCAAGUUCAAAAUCAAAGAUUGCAGUGAAACAGGUAGUGAAACAGGUAGUGCCGGGAACACGGAUUAUAAUAAUCAAACAAUUAAACCAAUUUGCUAUAUUUCAUUUGAUUAGACAGGCAUCAUGAACUUUUCUUAUAAAAUUGCUGAAACGGAUGUCUCGAUUAAAAUGUAAAAAAUAAAAAGCACUGAUUUCAAAUUUCAAACGCCUUCUAACCUUCGCAAAGACCACAACACUAAGCACUUGGUUAAAACGAGAAAAUGUUUUCUAUCUUCGUAUUGGGGACGUUGUCCAUUCUUGGCCUUAGUAAAGCAUCUUGGCCAGAUGGUAGGUAUUGCCUUCCAAUGCCUUCAAACCGAGUAUGUCCAUCGGGUUGGUCGAAAGGCUACAGGAGACACGACGUUGAAGAUGACGACCAAAAAACGUAUUGCGAUGCAAGACGCCAUGGCUGGGUCCCGUACAAUUCGAAUUAUUGCCAUAAUCUCAGAUGGGGAUUUUGCUGCAAAACUCGGUCAAAUUACCCUCCCACCAGGAAGACAUGGCCCAAAGGAGCGUAUUGCAUUUUCAGAUAUGGUGGCCGUUGUCCUAGAGGAUUUGCUACAGGAUAUCAUUACUGGGAUGAUGAAGAUGAUAAUAAUGUAAACAGUCGUAGCGGAGUCCUUCCAGAUGGAUGGUAUGGUCGCGACACUAAAAUUUACUUCUGCUGUCGUAAUGAUCCCGUAAAGCAAUCUUUUAAUCGAAUCAACCGUCUGUAUGGUCUUCCCAAAUGUUCCGAAAUGAUACUAAUGCGAUACAAAGAAAAGUGUCAUCCUCCUCAAUCUGGUUAUCUUGGACCUCAUACUGGAUACUUGCAGUGGGACACUGAAGACAAUAGAAACAGAGACGAACAUUUUGGCGUGUUUCCUGACACCACAAAGAGUAGCGGCAGAACCUUUGGUAGCGGAAUAGUUAUCCAAUUUUGUUCCUACACAUCGUACUAUCAUUGCUGAGUGAUUUGCAGUUCAGCUAACUUUUGAUUCUCUACUAUUUGAUUACAAUAGCUUAGUUUAUACGAAACACGAAUAUACUCUUGCUGUACAAAGGAGUUUUCUGAUUGUACAUGUAUUGCAAAGUUGAUUAAAAAAUAUACCGGACAUAAAAUGUU